This is a messenger RNA of Microthlaspi erraticum, 336 nucleotides long. The record is from the annotation of a GenBank genome assembly. NCBI's taxonomy places the organism in Eukaryota, Viridiplantae, Streptophyta, Magnoliopsida, Brassicales, Brassicaceae.
AUGAAUCAGAGGAAAAGAACGAAGCUGACGAUGAUAAUGUUGUCAAGGGACAUCGCAACAAAGCUUCCAACUUCUGAGGAGCCAGAUAGUUCAGAGAAGAGAUACGAUUCUACAUUGCCUUGUCCAAAAAACGACCCAUAUGUUGCAAAGACAGCCAACUCGAGCGAUGCCGACGGACAUUACUCUCCCACCAAAUAUAGUAUACUAGAGGUUGUAGCAGUAGGCGAAAUAUCUUCAGAGGAAAAGAGUGGUGGUGGUGAAGAGACGAACAAACCACUAUCCGACAAGUUUGGAGUGACAAAGAUGAGAUUGCGGUUUUACAAGGCCUUACUGUGA